AUGGUGGGCGCGUUGUUCUAUUGCACCCUUCUGGGAGUGCUGGUGAGCGGCCAGAUCAGCGAUCUACGUUACACAGAGACGAACAACGAUAAUGUGGGCGAGGCGAUUCAGUUUCUUCGUGAGUUUGAUCGGGAAGCGGCGGAAAUGUGUAACCGAGUGGCCAACGCCGAGUGGCGUUUCUCCACCAACGGGACGGAGUUUAACAAGCGGCGGAUGCGGGAACAACAAAAUCUCGCCCAGCGGUUCGAGUGCAUCAGCUGGCGAAGGGUGCAAUCGUUGGAUUUGGGGCGAAUCAUCGACCCCAGCAUCCGGCGUCAGAUCGGACGAAUCGUACAGCAGGGCCGGUGUGGAUUGGGCGACGAUAAGUACGCAGAGCUGCAGCACGUGUUGAGCCUGCUGAAGGAUAACUACAACAGUGCGAAAGUGUGCCCUUUCCGGGGGGUGGACUCCACCGGGAGGGGCACAUUUUCGUCGGCGGGAUCGUCGGUUGGCUAUGAAAGCUCGAACUACGCCAAUGGCUACGGCAGCAACUACUGUGACUUGAAGAUCAGUCCCGAUCUGGCGCGUAUUAUGGAGACGAGUCGUGUGGAGCCCGAAUUGCGAUACUAUUGGAUUGCGUGGCGCGAAAAGACGGGCCCACCGGUGAGGAACACGUUCAUGCGCUACCUAGACCUGGCCAAUCAGGCGGCCGAACGACACGGGUUUCACGAUGCGGGAGAACAGAUGCGAUCGGUGUACGAGGAUGGCGAAUUUUUCUUCACCGUCAACGAUCUCUGGAAUCAGCUGCAGCCACUGUACAAGCAACUGUUCACGUUCGUCCGUAGUGGAUUGGUCCGGAAGUACGGGGAGUACGUCAUCAGGCGAAACGGCCCGAUACCGGCCCAUUUACUGGGAAACAUGUGGGCCCAGAACUGGCGCAACAUCAUGGACAUCAUCAAACCGGGCCCACCGGAAUCGCCCGACGUGACGGGAGAGAUGGUCCGACAGGGUUACACACCAUUGAAGAUGUUCCAGACGGCCGAAGAGUUCUUCACCUCCAUUGGUCUGCCGCCGCUUGCCCCGGAAUUUUGGCGCAACUCGAUGCUCCAAAACCCGUCAGACGGGGCGGGACAGUGCAGUGCUUCGGCGUGGGAUUUUUGCAACAAGAUAGACUUUCGGAUCAAGCAGUGUACCCAGGUGACGUUGGACGAUUUCGUGAGUGCACACCACGAAAUGACACACGUCCAGUACUAUAUGCAAUACGCCAGCCAACCGUUCCUGUACCGCGAAGGACCGACCCCGGCUUUUCACGAGGCGCUGGCGAACGCAGUUACGCUGAGCGUUGGGGGACCGGCACAUUUGCAGAAAAUCGGACUGCUCAACAGUGCGGUGGCCGUGGCAAACGGGAACACGAUGAUCAACAUAGAGUAUCUGCUUAAUUUGGCACUGGAUAAGUUGCCCUUCAUGGCAUUCAGUUUGGCACUGGAAAAGUGGCGUUGGUAUGUUUUCGAGAAAGGACCAGUCGGGAUGAAUGCCCGUUGGUGGGAGCUUCGUCUGCGGUACCAAGGCGUGAUUCCACCGGCAGGUCGGGGCUUCGAGCAUUUCGAUGCCGGUGCCAAGUUCCACGUGAUUUCCGAUCAGGACUACAUCAAGUAUUUUGUGGCCACGGUGCUGCAGUUUCAGAUUUUCGCCGAACUGUGCCAAGCAGCGCACCAUUACGGUCCCCUGCACACGUGUGAUUUUUAUCGAUCACGUGAAGCGGGCCGCAUUUUAAGUGACAUGAUGCAACAGGGAGCUUCAUUACCGGCGACUCAGCUCAUCAAAUUGCUGACACGUGGGAAAACAUCGCGACUGACGGUGGAUCCUAUGUUGGAAUUUUUCCGACCCCUCGAAGCUUGGUUAGAGGUCCAGAAUCGAGCAGAAGAGAUCAUCGGAUGGAGCUCUUCGAUGGAAGAUGUGGCACUGUUUCAACCGCAGAUAGGAAGAAGUGGACAAAGCUCCCUAGCAAGUGUGUCCCUGCCGUCGAUCCUGGUGGGAAUAAUAUUUGGAAGAUGUAUGAUCACUGUUAGCGGUUAG
Messenger RNA from Anopheles cruzii, 2055 nucleotides. RefSeq names its product angiotensin-converting enzyme-like. Gene Ontology annotation, biological process: proteolysis. Gene Ontology annotation, cellular component: plasma membrane. NCBI's taxonomy places the organism in Eukaryota, Metazoa, Arthropoda, Insecta, Diptera, Culicidae. The coding region runs from base 1 to 2055 and encodes 684 amino acids. The record is from RefSeq and is a predicted model, not a curated record. Gene Ontology annotation, molecular function: metallopeptidase activity; peptidyl-dipeptidase activity. The transcript is spliced from 5 exons.